Messenger RNA from Labrus bergylta (ballan wrasse), 2445 nucleotides. Lineage: Eukaryota; Metazoa; Chordata; Actinopteri; Labriformes; Labridae. The record is from RefSeq and is a predicted model, not a curated record.
AUGGAAACUGUUUGUUGUGAAGGCUGCCUGACACUCUCACGCACUAGAGGAGAGGUUACCAACCUUAAAGAGAAUAUCCGCAGGCUUUCCAACGAGCUUCAGAAGAAGGACCUGAUGCUUUCCAGCUCCAUCAACGUGGCAGCCUCUCAGUCUAAAAGGAUCACGGCUAUGCACUCCGAUAUCUCAGAUACCUUGCUGUGGGAUCCUUUACGUCCCCGACCCUCCUCCUGCUCAACCCCAAACCCUCGGGAGUCCUGGGCCAAGGUUUUGGUGAGGAGUGGAAAACGCAGUGGGAGACUAUCUGGGUCUCCCCCACUGCUUCUCCUCACUAAUCAUUACUCGGCACUGCAGAACGAUGAUCCGGGUGAGGUUAAUGGGACCUCUUCGUUGUCUGUCCGAGCCCCCACCGAUCCUGUCAGCUGCACACCUGAGUCUGCUAAGCCUGCCUCUGAUGCAACUGUCGCUGCCGUUGCCUCCUCUUCUCCGAACAUCAUGGCUCCUGCCACAUCCUCUAAGGCUGCUGGUGGAAGCUGUAAACAGACGCUCCGGCGGACUCCCCCGCACUCAACUGGAACGGUCCCCUUCACCAGAGCAUUCACCUGCCCUGACCGCGCCUCCUCAGCCGAUCAACUGGCUCCCAUCAAAACUAAAACUGUCUCAUUCACACACUCUGCACCCUGGUACACUCCCGAACUCCAUAAAAUGAAAACCUGCAAACGCCAGCUCGAAAGACUCCACAAGAAAACCGGUUUAACAGUUCACUUCCAAUCAUACUCUGACUACCUCAAACAAUACAUGGAAGCUCUCAGCGCAGCCCGGUCUACCUAUUACUCACACCUCAUCCACUCAGGCUCAUCCAACCCCAAGGCUCUCUUCUCUACAAUAAACAAACUCCUCAAACCCAGUGACAACACCUCUCCCUCCUUCACAGCUGAUAAAUGUAACGCUUUGACACUAUUUACAGCAGCUUCAACACUCUCUUCAUCCCUUCCCGCAUUCCCUCGCCUCAUCACCCAACCUCUGUCUCAGUUCUCCCCUGUGUCCCCAAAUGAGCUAUCCAUCAUCACCUCUAGCAUGAAGUCCUCCACCAGUAUUCUCGACCCCAUCCCAUCCAGUCUCGUCAAAAACUGUCUCCCAGCCAUCACACCACUCAUAACCUCAAUCAUCAACUCCUCCCUCUGCUCUGGUUCAGUACCUAAAACUCUUAAACUGGCAGCCGUCACCCACAUCCUCAAGAAACUUGGACUCAAUACAGACAGCAUGUGCAACUUCCGCCCCAUCUCCAACCUCCCCUUCCUUUCAAAAAUACUUAAACGUGUUGUCGCCUCCCAGAUCAAAUGCCACCUCUCCUCCAAUAACCUGUUUGAACCAUUCCAGUCCAGCUUCCGUUCCCAGCACAGCACAGAAACAGCUCUCCUCAAAGUCACCAACGACCUCCUCCUCUCCUCAGACUCUGGCCUCCUCAACAUCCUCAUCCUCCUUGAUCUCACUGCAGCCUUUGACACCAUCAGCCACAGUAUUCUUCUAUCCCGCUUAGAACACUCACUCAACAUCACUGGCACUGCUCUUUCCUGGUUAAAAUCCUACUUCACCGACAGACAACAGUUUAUCAACAUCAAUAACUGCUCCUCCUCCAUAGCUCUUUUGUCCCAAGGUGUCAACCAGGGUUCGGUGCUUGGUCCCCUCCUGUUCAUCAUAUACUUUCUCCCCCUUGGUAACAUUAUCUGCCAGCAUGGUCUCCAUUUCCACUGUUAUACCGAUGACAUCCAGCUCUACAUCUCAAUCAAUUCAAUCACCACUGAAACAUGCUCUACCCUGACAAACUGCCUCAAUGAAAUAAAAACAUGGAUGCACACCAACUUCCUCUCUCUCAAUUAUGCAAAAUCGGACAUAAUAAUCAUCGGCCCUAAAUCCCUCACCAAUUCCAUUCACAACUUCUCCUUCACAAUAGACAACUCCACUCUCUCCCCCUUCCCUCAUAUCCGCAAUCUUGGAGUCAUCUUUGACAGCCAGCUCUCCUUUGAUCACCACGUCACCCAGCUCACAAGAACCGCCUUCUUUCACCUCAAAAAUAUAGCCCGCCUCCGUCCACUACUCUCAUUUUCUGCUGCUGAAACACUAAUCCAUGCAUUCAUCACAUCCAGACUCGACUAUUGCAAUAGCAUCCUUUUCGGCACACCAUCCAAAGUCCUUAAUAAACUUCAAUACAUUCAAAACUCUGCUGCACGCCUCCUUACCCACCUGCGGACAUGCGAACACAUCACCCCUGUCCUGCAAAAUCUCCACUGGCUCCCUGUCCCUUACCGUAUCCAAUUCAAAAUCCUUCUCCUCACACAUAAAGCCCUUAACCACCAGGCCCCCUCCUACCUCACGGCUCUCCUUCACCCUCACACUCCUGUGAGGAUCAUAGAAGCAACAAGCCAGCUGUGGAAACAGUCGUCAUGA